Arachis duranensis is the source of this 998-nucleotide messenger RNA. RefSeq lists its product as uncharacterized. Gene Ontology annotation, molecular function: S-adenosylmethionine-dependent methyltransferase activity. The coding region runs from base 52 to 879 and encodes 275 amino acids. The transcript is spliced from 2 exons. NCBI's taxonomy places the organism in Eukaryota, Viridiplantae, Streptophyta, Magnoliopsida, Fabales, Fabaceae. The record is from RefSeq and is a predicted model, not a curated record.
UUUUGAUUGAUUCAAGUUGAUACCCACUUUUCAUGACCUACACAAAAAAUCAUGGCUUCAACAAUGCGCACCAGUAGCAUACAACCUAUCUCAUCAUCACCUCUUAUCAAAACCAAGAACACUUCAACCAAAAUCGUAAGCACAUUGAGCAAUGAGCCAAGCUCAACAGGCAAAAUCAAACGCCUUGUUCUGACCCAAGAGGGUAGAACGAAACUCAAUCCAUACUCAGAUAGAGAGUUCUAUGCAUACCCACGCCUUGUGAAACACGUCGAUGAUGCCUUCAUUUCCACACUCACCAAUCUCUACAGAGAGAGGUUGAAGCCUCAGACAGAGAUUCUUGAUCUCAUGAGCUCUUGGAUCAGCCACUUGCCCCAUGAUGUCAACUACAAAAGAGUGGUGGGUCAUGGAUUGAAUGCACAAGAGCUUGCCAAAAAUCCAAGGCUCGAUUACUUUGUUGUCAAGGAUCUAAACGAGGAACAAGAGUUUGGGUUUACGAAUUGCAGUUUUGAUGCAGUGUUGUGCACAGUUAGUGUCCAAUAUCUACAACAGCCAGAGAAGGUAUUUGCUGAGGUAUUCCGGGUACUAAAGCCAGGGGGCGUGUUCAUGGUGAGUUUCAGCAACAGAAUGUUUUAUGAGAAAGCCAUUAGUGCCUGGAGAGAUGGCAGUGGCUAUAGUAGGGUACAACUUGUGGUUCAGUACUUCCAAUGUGUUGAAGGUUUCACAGAGCCUGAGGUGGUUCGAAAGUUACCAGCUACUACUAAUUCUUCUCAACAGAACAAGUCACCAAUUGAUUGGAUUAUGGGACUUUUUGGAUUCAUGUCAGGGUUAGACCCCUUUUAUGCCGUGAUUGCAUAUAGAAAUUUUAAACCCAUAGAAUGAUUAUUGUAAUUUGUAAUGGCUGCUCAAUGUGACAGAGGGUGUUGAUGAAUAGAAAUGACCUAAUAAUAACAAAUGUAAAUCCAAAUAAAUAUGUUGUGCAAUCGUGAUAUUUUUUGUCA